Molecule: messenger RNA, 27443 nt
Organism: Spirometra erinaceieuropaei
Lineage: Eukaryota; Metazoa; Platyhelminthes; Cestoda; Diphyllobothriidea; Diphyllobothriidae
Source: the annotation of a GenBank genome assembly
AUGUACUAUGCAGAGAAAUCCGAGGCUUCGCAGUUUACGAGCAUUCCUGCCGCAGCUUGGUAUACCAUCGUUACCAUGACAACUUUGGGGUAAGUGUUAUUAAAUCAUACCAUUUUAUGCCAGAAAAACAAAAAUAGGCAGCGACAUCUGUUUUUAUGGAGUUUAAUGCACUAUAGUGACGUUAUGAGAAGAUUGAAAGAAAAUAACAUAUCCGAAGACAGUAUGGUCCGUGGACUUCCUGAAUGAAUUGCUAAUCAUUUGCAAAACUAGAGGGUUUUAAAUUAGACGGGCUGGCAAAGAGGAUAGUGUAUACUUUAGAAGGAGCGCGCGCGCGUUAUGAUUUGGAAAUAGAUCAUGCAAAUGGUGUGGGAUUUGUUUCGGUUGAGAAUCAAGUACGUCACUAAAAUUUUCUAGCAUAAUAAAUAAACCUGUUGGUGCUUUUUGUCCACAUGUAGUGUACUUUUAAGCAUUUUGUACGAUAAAGCCUUGGGAAAUCAGUCUAGUUGCUGGAUAAGACAAAUAAGACCUCAGAUUCAAUUGACCACAGAAAAUAGCUUACAUUUUCCUAACGUCUAUCAUUUGCCACGUAAUAUAUGUUAGGAAAUUAGAACCCGUUUUCAGCGAAACUCUUUAAUUGACCUACAAUGUGCCCAAGCAAAAUUUACUCAAAAGUCUCCUUAACAUCCAUGUAUUCAGAUACGUAUAGUCAUUGACAUCGAAUAAAUGAAUUUUGGCCGUUGGUGAGUAAGUUACGAAGAGAAAUAAUAUAUCUGGCAUUGCAAAAUGAUAAGGAAGCAGCGUUCUGUGAAGAUUUGGUGUUUCUUCUAAUAAACGUAAUUUAAACGUACACAGCAUGCCAAAUAAGGAAUGAGCCUACUUAGAUUGUCUGUUAUAUUUCACACAAUUGGUCAUUCAGUAGAGUGCUAUUGGCGUAAAUUUGUCCUUCCCCCAGUUUCUUAUUCAAGGUCCUUAAAAACCUGAAAAUAAAACCAGGAACAAAUAUGUCCAAAAGUUCACGCCACUUGGGAUUCUUGAACGCUGCAGCUAAAACUGCCAAAGCAGACUGAUGAUAAGAAAAUUUAAAGCAUCUUAUAAUUCAAAAAUAUGGAUUUAUUAUGUAGAUAAUUUGUAAUAUUAGGCAAAAUACAUGAUUUUAGUACCCAUUAAGAAAGUCGGAAGGAUGAAAGGCUAAUGACCUGAAGGCUGCUCAUAGAACCUUUCGAGUUUUAGGCCUGAUUUGUUAACAUAGAGUCCUACAAGAUGAACAUCCCACAUGUCUAUCUAAAUGUGAGCUUCACUCCCAGCCAGUCUAGUGUCUACUCGAACGUUUUUGGCGCUGUGAUUGUGAAAACCCUCAUUACUCCUGGGAUUAAGCAUUCAGCUAUUAACCAACAGCGACCAGUGUAAAUACUUGGUUACAACACAGUAAAACGUUCUGGUAGAAAAGAUCGGUGAACGGCCCUCUACCGAGAUAAACCCUCACUAAGAACGACCCUUUCUUGCAAAAUUUACACAAACCAGUUCAUACAAAACAUUUCUGUUAUGCCUUACUUCCGUAGACCUAUCUGUCUUAUUGGAAGAAAGAAAAGUACUAGAAAGAUUCCCCGCAAACAUGGUUUACUGUUAAGUUAAUUUGUUCUUCUGAUUUAUUUAUGGGCAUGGCAAAUGCCACCUAAUUGUUUCAUCUUAAGCGCUGGGAAGCACAUUAAAGGACUAUUUAGAUAGUGCUUUCAGCAUGUAUUUGGAGUAACACUAUGCAGUGGUUACAAAACCCCGCAAUGUUAAGAGUAACAACCAAAUUUCCAUUGUUUCACUGGAUUUGGUUUUUUAAAAAAAUGUUUAGGUUUUAAUGAAUUUUCGCUGCGUUAACUUCUCUCAUUUGGAGUAUGAAACAAUAGAAACAGAAAUGAGUACAUCAGAUUGCCGAAGACAUUCCUAAAAACGUUUCAUUAUAUUAUAAUGGAAUAAUAUCAAUCAUGCCCAAAUACGGACAAGUCACAUGCACCUUUUUAUAUCCCGGAUAUUAUUUAACGUGGCAACAAAUAGUGUCAGAUAGUGACAAAAUGUUUAGCCACAUUUCGAUGCAGGACCUUAGUCUGUUUCUUGUGACAUUUGGAUAACGGAGCAAUGACUAUUGCGAUCUUUGUGAUCUUCAUGAUUACAUCCGUCAGGUGUGUGUUUACCUUGGCAACUAAAGCCUAUGAAUAUGUCGAUCUGCAGCCGAAACCGCCGUCGAUAUCAAACAUAAGCUGCUGUGUAGUUGGAAUAAAGAGUAUGAGAAGUUCGACAUUUGCAGUUACAAAGAUAAACCAAGAAGUCAAUGCAAAUGCGAAAGACUGUGGCCACCCUACUAAUCGUAUAAAAACCUCGUCCAGUGAACCUGGUCAAAAUUCUGUCAGUGGAAAAUACACGGCGGAAUGACGUAUGUGCCUCGUGAGAUAAAGUAAGACUGUGAUCUUUCAUUUAUCAGAAUGUUUACUUUAAACGUGCUAAAUUGCUUAGUUUUAUUUCAAAGUUCAGAUGCAACGCGAUUAAUAGCGAUUUACAUGCGAAUCCCGUAAUGUGCAACCAGCGCUCAGAAUUAUCAAUAUCUCGGACGCUCAGUUCCGCAGCAAACCUGAUAUUUUGAUAUUAUUUGCAAUAAAAUCACAGUUGAGUAAGUUAAAGUACCGCAACCACUUUGAAUAUGUGAUUUCACUCUAUAACUUAACAUGCAUAAGAAAACUUGCGUACCCCUAUAAACGAUCGGGAGAGAAGAUAAGUGAAAACUCGCUUAUGAGUGCAUUGAGCAGUUUCUUUCAAGAUUUCAGUUGUCAUAUCAAAUCACGUAUUUUAUGUACGUCCGCUACACAAUGACAACCCAUUUGAAAAAAAUAGGUGGCUAUCUGUAUGCGGCUAACAGCGUCUAAUCUUGGGAGAGUUCCAAGGUACAACUUUGACAUUAAGUGAAAGAGGCCCUUAAGAAUAUAACAUCCGGUCUAUGUGAUUUGCAAGGAGAUUUAGAACCUUUCAACUCAGUUCGAAAUGAACCACGGCUUUAUACGCACACCCAAACUAACAAACUCAGCACAACAAAUCAUACUUUUGUGCAUGACUCCCAAGAAAUGGUUUGGAUUUAUAAGAGUAUCGAGAAUCAAAGAAAGCAUACAUACAAUUUAAGUGUCCAUUUAUCAACUCUAAUUUUUUGGGUAGUAAGAAGGUAAAACUAACAUUCCGCGCGAGUGGAAUUUCUGAGGAUUUUUCUGCAUGGUUAAUGGCACAACCCUACCUAUGUAAGUUUGUCUAAUUGAAUUCAUAUUUCGGAAUUCUGACUAACAUUUUACUAGAUACUGCAAACACGUUUUCUUGAUUACUAAAGCCCUAAUUUAUAAGAAAUCCUGCUGGUCAUUUUAUUUCAUACGCAAGUGAAGUCAAAAUUCGGUGAAAAUUAAGAGUUGCAAAAUGUUCCUUAGCAUGCUCCAUGGUGGAAAGUGAUUUUACACUUCUGCAAAUUGCAUAGAACAUAUAUUUGAAUUUCCUUUUUCAGCCUAAAUUACUGGAUCUAGAUAAAAAUGAUAGCAUUUAGCUUGGCAAUAUUAUACCAAGGCACUUACUGUCUUUGCUAAAUUGAGUCGAAAGUUCGAAAGGCACAUAAUGUGACUGCGACUCAUCAAGGUCGCUCAUACUUCGAAUGCCUGCCAAAUUUAUUUACGCAAUAGUUCAGCUGCGCAAUGUUGACGUCUUUUAGUUAGAUAGUGGUAAAAUAGAAAUUUUGGGUGAAAGCGAAUAAGCUGACAGUCAAAACGAAAAGGAAAUCUUUAGGAGACUAAAAUAUAGGACUGGAACUGGAAUCCCACAUUAAAUGCUUUGACAGCGUCGAUGACCUUGAAAAUCUAAAGGACUGUUUUAUAUUUCAACAUUAUUUCCUUCAUGGCCUUCCAUUUAACCACUCGAUAUUUCUACAAUGUUCCUGUGGAUAAAGAACAUGUUAGAACUUUUGUGUUUCGCAUCUUUAUUUUGUUUAAAUGAAGGUUAUGGGACCAAAGUUCGUCUAUUUUGCGUUGUUGAAAGGACGUACAAUGCUUUGCAUGAUUGAGCAAGAAAGCAUGUUUUGCAUUUUAAUAUAAUAGAAGGAUAAGUUGAAGUCAUGGUUUGCUUUUAAGUAUAAUUACAGUUUUGAGCAUUUAAAUGCCACCUGUCAAUUACGUCUUAAACAUAAAAGCCUUUGCAUUGUUUGAAAAAUGUCUAUAUCACAGAUCGGAUCAGUAUUUUAUCUCAACACAGAUUUUAUGCAUUCGCCAAGCAUUUGUCAUUAAAGGGGAUAACAAUUAAGGGGAGUGAUUUGAUUUUUGAAAAUAAUAUAAGAACCGACUAUUUGCCUUGAGGUAUUACGCAUCAAAAGUUGACGAAAACAUGUGGGCGUUCCGCAAGACAUGCAGAAUACCUGUUUGACUAAAAUCCACCGCUUGCACAUCAGGUUAACUUCCAUAUGGCUGAGCUCAAAAGGACUGGCAUAUCCUAUUAUGACGUAAAGCUUACUACUGGCUUUUAUUAGCAAAGCCUGCUGUGCACAGAACCGAAACAUAUCAUGAGUGGGCCAGAAGAUAUGUCGCAGUUUCUCUUUGAAAAUCGUGCGAAAAGGACAGUAGAUAGCAUUCUUUAACUUGCACAUUUUAUGGUCGGCUGCUCGACCAAAAUAACUGACUGGGUAGAAAUAUAUUUCAAAACUGUUGACGCGUUCGCAUAAACGUAUACGACAUUUGCCUGAUGUCUAUGUAUUCAAAAAGCCAGUCCUCAGUAAACGAUGACUUGCACCAAAUAUCAGUUUCUUAAAAUAAGACUACUACCACAAAUGGUGGAAGGAAAGGUUUUGGACCGAAUUCUACUUAAAUUCCUCUUUCAUGACAUCGUUUGUUGGUACAAAAAUUACUUAAUCAGUCAAAAUAUCUGUUCCGAUGGGUGUGUAUUAUGGCAUUAUCUUAAAAUGCUCAAAAUGCUUAAACUGCAGAAAAUAUUGUUUAACGCUGGUGGCAGAACAGUAAUCCACUUUUUGUCAACGACUUGGGAUAUAUCAUCAAUUAACAGGUGGUCGUGGGUAGGAAAAGUAGUGCUAUAAACCAUUCAUGAAAUAAAGGAUGGGAGAUGUUGAGCAGCCGCAAAAUGCCACAAAGGACUACGCAAAAUAUCCGCAAAUACUUCAACAAGGGAUCAGUUACGCGAGUUCAUGCCAAAUAAUGGAGUGGAAGAGAAGCUAAAGCCCACUUGACCAGGUUAAAACUAGUGUUUAAGACAUCUUUCCAGCUGUCUGCAUAAGCCGGAAUUUGUAUUCCAGCGGAUGUUUAAGUGAGGUGUGCAAUUGCACUUAAUUUAUGAUGUUUGCAAAAUUUUUACGACAGUUCGGGGAAUAAUUCAAACAGCCUGCACCUUGUUUAAUUACUUUGUACGGAAAACAUUUUUAAACCUCUUUAGUUAUUCCAUAUUUCGAAAAUAUCUAUCGUUUUUUGUCACUCCCUGUCGCUUUCCAAUACAUAUUUUUUAUGGCAAAUUCACGUUUUUCGUAUGUUUUUGUUAUUCACUAUAUCAGCUGAUCCACACCAGUUUGCAUGGCAUAUAUAAAAGUGUAGGUAAUGGAUUCGGGGAAGAGCGAGUGGGCCCCAUUAAAUUUUUUUCAAUGACAGGCAGAUCACGAAAAAUAAUACACUAUCUCUUUAACCAAACAAUCAGAGAAAGACGCCAUUCGCUCAAAAGGAAGUAAUUUAGGUUAUUCUUGUUUUAAAUUUUGUCUGAGAUAUAAAACACCAAAUGUUCAAAAACUAAAUCCGUAGGACUUUGACUUUGCCUUCAGAGUAUAAUUUACGCAGCAAACCAAACAUCAGAGUUUUCUUCAGGUAUGUGGAAAUGAGCCGGCACUUAAUGUGGUGCCAUUUAAAUAACCUUUUGUAUUUGUAAGGAUCAAUUUGAGGUUUCUCGAGUUCAAUCAUAAAUUUCUGGUCAACGAUGUUUAGAAUAAGCAAGGUGUCAGACAAUUACUUGGUUUAGUACAAAAUUGAAGAUUGGAAGGAAAGAAAGUUUUAAAACAGCGAAGAAAAUCGUCCAAAACAGUGUGCAAUAGAGACUGCCCUUGAAUUUCAUGUCCUCACUUCCGGUCAGCAGGGUAGGAUUACUUCGAGAAACCCACUUAACCUCCUUGCAUUUGCCAUGGAUAAGAGCAGUUAAUCCCAAAGGAACAUAGUAAAUGGGGCAGAAACUUCCACAAGAUAGACGAUAGCAGGAUAAUUGUAGCAGCGGCGGCAUUUGUCGGUUUAGCCAAGUGGAAAUGACGUCAGCACGGAUUUGCGUUGAAUAGUUUUUGUGACACAGACGGGAACAAAUCAGCAACCUGACGGCUUUAACUUUAGCAAUAAAUUAUAAAACUGUUAGGUUGUGUACAGUGGUCUCAGUGUUUCCAAAAAUUAGCGUAACUAACAAACGUAACAUUUUAGUAGACUCUGCAAUCUUAGUUUUCAUCUAAAACAUAUUUACCGAAGAACUUUACCACUGAGCGAGUUACCUCAUGAAAUGGGAACCAAAAGUCUGAAAUGUGUAUUCAAUUAAAAUGCUCACUCAUGUGUAAUUUACAACACUGAUUAUUGCACACCAUAAUCUGAAACUAUUUUCGUCCCAAUAACAUGUCGGAUUUGAAAGCCCUAUUGUGCGGUCACGUACCAAAUUCACAAUCGAUAAAGCCACUAUUUAAACAACAUGCCCUUUCUCCAGGGAUUUUAGGUCCUUUAAAAAUCCAAACAAAUUGCAUGGGAGGUGCGCACAAAAACUACUCCACCCACUAAAUUUUCUGUAGGGUAGACUGUCUUUAAGUCUGUGCUCAAUAAAAGGGUUUUCCGAGGGUUUAAGCCAUUUACAAUUUUGGAAUAAUUUUGGACCCGAUCUGCCAUUCUACUUACGUUCAGGAUUUUCAAAUUACAAGCUGUAUACUUUCCACGCAAGGAAAAGGGUCCAUUUCUCCGUGUGUUUCAGUGGCACGCAUGUAUAUGCGGCUGAAAAUGACCAUUUCUUACCCUUCAGUGCUCGUUGGUUUCGCUGCAACAUCGAGGAUUCCUACGGAAAACAGUAGACUUUAAUUGGAGAAAUGUCUUUUCGGUUGAGUUUCUCAUAAGGGAUGAUGCCGUUAGAAUAGAAUAUAAAAAAUUCUUCUUACGCCAAAAAGACAACUUUACUUUGACUAGAGCCUAUAACUGAGCUAGUGAAAGCACGUCUAGAUGAAGUUCACGCCGACGCUAGUCUUACGUUCCUCCAUAGCUCGCGCGAAAAAACUCCUCGUAUGUCAAGGCGAUACGCUAGUUUUGUUUUUCCCUUAAAAAUUCUUCUGAAGGCUAGCCAUCCGGUUCGACGGUUGAAACACAAAUCGACGGUAUACCGAUGGCGUCGUGGAUAAUUUAUACUCCCUUGGGAAUCUCUAUGUCCGUUUUUGGUUGACCUCAGCGUAUCAUGGUACAAUAAAAUGUAACCAUCAGCAAAGCGCAAAACCGUUACCAUCGUCUUGGAAUAGUUUUGUUUAGCACCGAGAACAAAAAUAAGUUUCUUUCCUACGUAGCGUAUCUGUGGAAUAAAAAAUGUGCUUCUACUUGUCGCGCAUUCUCCAAAGAAUCUGAGGACUAGCAAUACAAUUUGCAUAUGAAUAAGAAAAUAUACUAGUAUUGGGAAACGUACUCGUUUUUUCCGUUCCGUGAAGCGAUAGUAAAACUAUUUGAGUUAGGACUUUGCAUUAUUAGAAAGGCUAAUGACAUGUCAGUGAUGGUUGUAUAGGCGUUUGUUCUCAAAACACACUACAGUGGACUUUAAACAGUCGUACAAAGGCACAUAAAACGGAGGAAUGCUCAUAGUUCCGACAUAUUUACACCCAAUGCAGGUUGCUCUGUUGAAAACCAAAGCCUGAGAUGAGACUGUAAAUGCAGUGGAGUCAUACAUCACAGACGCUGAAAUAUUUCCUUAAAGUUAGGUAAAAUAUGUAAAACAUGUAGCAGAAUAAGACAGAUCAUUCUAGGAAAGUGUGCCCACCUGUCCAUAAGAAGCAACCAAAAUGAACAUGCGCGAUAAAAGUACCAGAUAAAAGGUGAAGAUAAGUGCGUUUAUUCACAUGACAAUCCCGUUUAUCUUUACGCUUUAGCUUGCGGACCGUGUUUACAAUUGACUUUGAAAAGAUAAUUUUAAUAUAUGCUGGGUCAGACCUUAAAGGCAUCGAUAGUUGCAAAGUGACAUCAGUUCACAACUUUUCACGUCUCCUGACAACUAUGGCCGUCAAAGUAAUGGGUAAAGCAGAAUCAAAAUCUACCUGAACGUUAUACGUCGUUGUUUGGUAAAUUGCAGAGAGUGGCCUCAUGGAUAGGCUUGUUGAAAUAGAGGGAUGAUGAGUGAAAGAAAAAGCACUUCAACUCCGACGGACAAUCACGUCUGCGCAGAUUCAGCUGACGUUCGGUCACACCCCUUUCCUUAUUCUCUCUUCCUCCUCCUCCUCCUCCUCCUCCUCCUCCUCCUCCUACUCCUCCUCCACCACCACCACCUCCCAUCCAGCUACUUUCGCCUACAGCAACAGCAUCUGGCUUAAAAACUUCAAGAGCCCCUCAAUUAUUCACGAGUUAACGGCUCUGGCGUUGUCAUGCGCGACGCGAGUUGAGUGUGCUAAUAAAAUUGAGGGCUGCCAUCAACGGAGUUUGGAGUGGAAAUUCUUCUGGAGCAAUCAUAAUUAGGUCAUACUUUCAAGCUGGCUGUACUGAGCGUCCAUUUUCCUUGUCUUUUAAAUGAAAAACAAACGCCAGGCAUUGGUAAGCAGUUCCGACCGUCGGUUGCACUCGUUUUUCAUUUGCAUGAACAGAGGGGUUUUUGGACUCACAUUAUCUCUUCAGCAAGCACGACGGGUGGCUUCAUAAAACAGCGUUUUUUAUCCUUCAGCCGCUGUUCGAUAAAAGAAAUUGGCUAUGAAGUAAUGAUGUUAUGUCAUUCCUUCAUAACACUCACUAAUGACUAGAUGGGACGAAUUUAGAAAAUUAGAUUAUUCAAAAACUGCGGUGUUUUAAUUUAAUAAAAGAUGUUCAACAAAGGCGUUUUGGGAACUUAGACUUUUAUGCAAACUUUGUCUGCAUAAACACUCCGCAGGGUGUUUUAAAGCCUACAGAAUUGUUCGUAAACAUUUUUGUCAGGAAGCCACAAGUUUUUAUGUCCUCGCAAAAACAUGCCGUGGAAAACCAGGCAUUUGGUUUAAAAGUGUAAGUGAGAAAGUGGCGCGUUUGUGCCAUUUCAUUCUUCAGAUGCAAUCCUGCAUUAGAAUGCAUACAUAGUCUGUCCAAGUUUUCAAACUUACCAGCGCUGAAUUCUCGGCAGUUUACCAUGUUUGAAAGUGAACUGUUUGUGUCACUGCAGCCAGUGUAUGUCAGUGUAAGUCAGAAAUGCGCAUGAAUGACCGCAUGAGUAACAUAUGAAAGGAUCUCAAUGACAGAAUAGAAACUCAUGUUUUCCAACUUGUUGUAAUAAAAAUAUCUAAAUUGCACCUUGUUUUUACCGCUCACGGUUGAUGGUCAAAAAUAUUGUCAACAAAAGCAAGAGGCCAUUCGUCGAUGUAUUAGAUCUUUAGAUAGGAAGCAGUCCUUUCAUCCAAGAAUGAUUUCGGCAUUUGACGGAACAUCCUCCAAAUGACAAAGUUCUAAGGUAAACGAUAACGGAGACGGAUAGACGAAGAGAAAGCAUUCAAAGAAAGCUACACAAAGCCGCAAUUAGCGCUUUUUAACGGCGUUUCACUUUCUCCAAUUUUUAGGCUUGAAUAGGGUUCAGAGUUCUUUAUUGUCGUCCAAAAUAACGUUAUUCAUUCGGAUUAAAAUCAGCCUAUCCACGUAUUCUGUCAGUCAAACGACUGAUCAUCACUUUCUAAUACGAGCUAAAAGGAGAAGCCCCCAUGGCACGAUCCGUUCGAAGUCUGAGUGGUGGGAUUGAGUGGUCCUAAUCCAUCAUGAAAUUGAAAAAAACUGGAUGGUGAAUAGAAAUUUCCAUGAGUUCCAACUGGGCCGCUUCUUUCUUUUGUCGCUAUUUGCAACUUUAGGCUCAGUAAUUUGGCGUACAUCAGUAUACACCGUCGAGUGCGCCUAUAAUUUUUUGAGUCCCUACAAGGAUCGCACGUUCGUAUGUAUAUAGUUACGAAUAGCUCGCAGUCACAUCGUUCGUGCUUUACAGUGCGGUUAGACCAAACCAGAUUAGUACAUGAGAAUAUGAACCCCUAAUGCUACAGAUAUCCUCGCGUCAUAGUCCUCCAGGGUUCCUUUUCCCGUGUUUUAACUUUAACUAUGGUCACAACCCUAACCCUUUCAACCCCAAUUGUAGACCUUAUCAUGGUCCUCUUAACUCUGACUCCAGCAGUGACCCUGACCCUAAUUUAAAUUCCCCGGAAUUUAGAGCGAGACUGCCUGCGAGACGGAGCCCAAUAUUCUCGUUAGUAACCAAGAUCAGCAGGUGGUACUUUCAAGCGUCUUUUAAUGCUGCUAAUCCUGGCCGACCAAUUACAAGCCCAUUGCUCAAGUGACGGAAUAAAAGUUAAAUGAGAAACGGGAACUUCGCACAUUCAUCUGGUUUUCCAGCGCAGUGUUGGGAUAGGACUCGCUGUCGAGUCAGAUAGGCCUGAAAUCGAAAUUAAAAUCUUCAUUAACUUUAUCUGCCCAACGUAUCAAAGAGGGACUUUGCGUGUCCACGUAACCGCCAUAGGUAACUCUGCUGAGGUGCUUCAGGCUAUAACAUCUUGUAAUCACACUGGAUCAGUUAAUACUAUUCUCAUGUAACUGAAUAUUUUCAGUCUUAUCCGACCUUUCGCAGGCUCUUAGUUUGAAUGACUGGGCGUCUUACUUUAUCAAUGUAUUCCUAGCCACUUUUCGAAACAAAGCAUUUUUACAGAUAGGUAAGAUGGGUGACGCAAUGGAUUUUGAUUUUAGUGAUCAUGAAUGGUGUAACGCUGUUUCAACUAAUCCGCUUUGUUUUGCACCUUUUUGGUCCGACUGAUUUGGUAAAAUGUACAAGGUAAAAAUUCUUCUCAUUUAACCUGCCAACGAAUGCUAUCAUUAGCAACAGUAAGUAAUGAAGACUAGCACGCUAUCCUUAUAAGCUCUUGCUCUUUCGCGAGCUUCCAUUAUUCGAGAGGAAUAGUACUAUAAUACCAGCAUAUGGCUUUACCUUGACGCAGACAAAGAUUUUUUCAAUAGUGCGCGUUAAGAAAACAAAACCGUCGAAAAACAAAAUUGAUUGAUGUGUAGGCUUCCUUAUAGGACAAAUAAACAACUUGUAGACUAUAAACUAUAGACGCCUCGUCAACGGCUGAUUGGACAUAAAAUUAUUCAGAAACUGAAAAUCAUUUUUAUAAUCAGAAGAUUGCUGUCCGCUGAGAAGCUCGACUGAUGAAGACAUGUCCUAUCAGCAGCGUGCAUGAAAAUAUAUUUUUGACUACAGUUCCUAUAAAAUAUUUUUAAAUCUAUAAGGGCACCAAAAAUAAAACGUUCAUGAUGAUAGGUUUGAAUGAGAAUCCCAAACGUCAGAACAACAAACAUUUUGGUCUUGCGAUCGCAUCAUCUUCCUCGGAAAACUCAUGCUAUUUCGAUAGUUAUUUUUACUGAGUACGGUUUUCACAGAUGUGAAGUGAAUUCGGAAACCGGUAUUCUAGUCUGGCUGAAAUAUUUUGGAAUUAUGCUGCACAGUAAUAAAAAAUAUAACACUACCUAAAUAAUCCAUCCCAAUCGGAAACACACGACAAAAUUCAGUUUUAAUUUCUUAGGAAUAGUCCUGCACUGCGUUUUGUAUAUAAGAAAAUUCAAAGCACAUUUGCCCGAUGUUUUUGAUGAAAACUGCGCCAGGAGUGCCUGAUUAUGUUUCACCUAAGGAGAGCUUCUUUGCUGUUUUCAGAACUUCCUCUCAUUAGUUGCGUACAGAAAUAAUUCACUCAUCUCGGUUGCUGGUUCAAACAAGCCUCAGGAAAUUCACACAGCACCUUCUAUCAUGAACUGUACCAGUUGAUGAUCUAGCUGUAGAUAAAAGACCCCGGGACAAACUGAGGAGGAUUCAGAAAUAGACCCAACGAAUUCAUUCUGUUCGCAUUUUCUACUCGGGUGAAAGCGAGCAACUCUUAAUUGGUGCUGUUCAAAAAAUUAACAAAUGAAAGCAUAUACGCAAUCUUACUUUCCGGCCAAAACCUGUCCAAACUAGCGUAAAGGAUAGGCUUGAUUUUAUUUAAAACACGUAAGUGUGUUUCAAAAUUCGGACAAUGAAAAGUUAAUAGUUCUGCAGGCAUAAGAUCGCGUCGCUUUUAAAAGCUGGCAGAACAAAAGUUUUGUUCGAAGUUGAUUAAUGGCUAAAAAAUAAAUGUUGUUAAGCUCAGGCCCGAAGAUGGCGCAACCGCAGUACUCAGUGUAUAGUAGUUAGUAUAAGUCCAUGAACAUGAACCGUUUAAUUGUGUGAUUUUGAAAAAAGAGGGCCCUUUUGAACUGACGCCUAAACCUAUACCGGAUUGCGGUUCUUGACAUGUAAGUAAGUCAACUUGUGGCAAUGUUAUUUGUCUAAUAACGUCGUGAUUGCACCUGAAUGUACUGAUAGCCAGAUAUGUUUCUAACUUUUGAGGCCGCUGAUAGCAACGUGUAAUGAAAAAAAUGUUUCAAGAUUGUUACACUUUCAAAGCAAAUCCGACCGGUCUCACGUAGUACCAGUAUUUUCAGAACAAAUUAAAAAACGAUUAGUUGGUUUUUGGCAAUUUAAGGAGGAAUGAAAUUGUCCCUUGAAACAUACUCUCCCACUGUUUGUUACAUCGCAAUGUGAUAGAACGUAAAGGGCGUAUUGUCUACAUUUUGGCUUGAAGGGGUCGUCAACAUCCGCAUUUUGCCUUAUGCCGCACUGCCAUCUACGUGUGAGCUAAUUCCGUCUCAUUAAUGCAGUUGCUACAAUAGCUGCCUAUAAUGCAUUAACGCGACCUCAUCUUAUCGAAGUGAAAGAUAAAAAGUUGAGGGAAAUUUCUAAAAUGUCCAAAGAUUGACAGACACUGAUCAGCCGUGAACAAUAACUGCGAAUCCAACGGGAUAACUAGCUUUUGUCAUAGAAUGCUAACCGAAGAUUUGAAAAGUGCCUUUCGUUGUGAACUAUAAUCGACCCAUUGUUGUAAAAGCACGCACCGUGCAUCGUAAUCCCAAGGUAUUUAAGUUACGCCAAAAUGAAGGUCUUUUAACAGGCCUCUUUCCUGCCGUCUGCAAAAUACACACCCUUAAAACGGCUUUUCAUGUAGUAUGAGAUGUCCCUAUAAAUUCAAUUAUAUUUCACAGGAAGUGUACAUAAAAAUAAGAAGUGUCAUGUUCCUUUGGUAGCGAAUUUGUCUUUUUGAACUGUUAUAAGUGUGUUUUUUGAUUUUAAAGAAACGUUUUUCAUUCCCGAAGAGCUUAAGCACCACUUGCGGUUACAGGCUUACAUACGAUUUCCAAAAUACAUGCCAUAUUCCUCAUUGGCUUUAUGGCUGAUCUAAUUACAUUCAUUUAAAAACCCUGGCAUGACCAAAGUAUUUUAACUUGUGCUGUACAAUGGUCAAUAUUGCACAUUCAGCCUAAAUAACUACUACUGAUAGAAAAUAUCCUUUCUCUCUUUAAUUGCCAUUCCGUGAUAAAGACCAGCCAAUAUAACUAGAUUUUCCCGUCUGAAUAGUUCGAUGGCAAGCUCGUUUGGGAUAGUUUGCCUUAUUGGCACGUGUAACCAGGGUUCAUUCAUAUGAGAAAUCUUGGGAUCACCGCCUGUACAUGUUCUCAUUCGAGCGGCAAAAACAGAAGGCAAACUGGCCGAGAAUAAUUUUUAGCGUUUUUUUUUAAAAAACAGUCAAAAAUGCAGAGGUUUAAUGUUGUGGCCUGAUAUUUCUAGCCACUGGCUAAAAUCGUGUCAUACAAUCUGGAAAAUAAAAAAUACUAGCGUAAAUAAUGACAGAAAGUUAAGAUGAUACCAGAAAGGCAUGGGUAAGAAUAAAAUUUGGAGAUCAAGUUUACUUUUCAUAAUAAGAUAAAAAUUGGGAUUCUGUCAAAGCGAAACCCUUCUAAUCCAACAGAUAGUUGUUUUAUUUUUUAUGAAGAACUCUCCGCCAUGGAAUCCCAGUAAGUAUUCCCUAUUGGGCAACUGUCCUAGAAUGUGUUUCAUAACUCGCCCAUGAAGAUAGCUAUAAUUGUGAUUUUAUCGCCCUACAGUGUGUCGUUAACUGCCGCUGACAGAACGCAAUAAAUUCCCAUGUAUACUAACGAGAUAUCGAAGCCAACGGUUCAAAAAUAAAUAUAGAGGUACUUUUCAGGUGAGAAGUGCAAAGGGCAAUUCAAUUGAUUUUAAAGUUUUUGUAAAUAAUAAUCCCACGCUAGAGGCGGAAAGUAUCAUCGUCGUUUACUGACUAUUCCGUUUUCGCGCUUGCAGCAAAAAAUAGUACUAAAUCAGCUAACCAAUGCAAAGAUGAGCCUGUUUAUAUCAAACCUACUGAUGCAGUCCCAAACUGACAGUCAUUUAAGCACGAUUAUUUUUGUAAACUCUUACACCAACAGCAUUUUCUGAUUGUAUGCAACCUGUAACUCAGUAACACGCAGCUUGCGUCAAAUAUCGGAUCAUGACAAAGUUUGACUUUAUUUACUCAACAAUAAAAAUGUUUUGGGAUUUUUAACACACAGCAGUCCUUAGGCAAACGUUACUGAGUUUUUCUGCCUUUUCGCAUUCUACCUUUUCUAUUCACUUUCGCAUGUCCCAAAAGCCCAUCAAAUAUAGACAGGAGUCUUAGCCGUAGGCUCCUUUUCUUAAAGCUUCCUGUUAGUAAAAAUAUCAAGAACGUUGGAAAUACACAGAAACAAAAUGCAUUUAAAAACUAAAUGCUUGCUGCAACGCGUGCGAUAGCAAUAAACAUUUUAAUAAGUAUAUCACUGUAUAUAUCAGUUUCGACUGUAAGCUAUUUGAACCGGAAGUCCCGUGAUUGCGAGCAAUGAGAAGCCGAAGACCUACUCGUGAAGUGCUUUGGCUACCUUUAUAUUCUGCAACCGUCAUUACAAUAAUACAACAAAACUAAUCAACCCUUUUGUCGCCCAUAGUCGUAACAGAAGUCUAUUAACCGUGAUUAUCUGUCCGCUUAGCUGUACGUACCAACUCUCCUGGCUUAGAUAUGUUUUGACUACUUAAAUUGACAACUGUGUUUAUUUUUAUGGUGCAAGUUAAAACGUACGUCCACUUUCAUAAAGUUUGAGACGUGAUCGAUGACCGUAAUUCUUUACGUUAUAUUUUGCCAAAAGUGCGGUUUUAUUCUCAAUUUCUAGCAUGAUCGUUCAGGUUUCUUUGGUAUUUCUUUUGACGCGCAAAUUUAAUUAAAAUACUGACCAUAUUUCCGUUCUCUAACAUUGGGAAAUCUGUGAAUAAUAUGGGUGUUUGGAGGUAAGCUGGUGGAAAGCACGACAAAAUAAGUUGGUUUUGUGCCAAACACUUGACUAGAUUUCGUUUUUCUUGGAGAGGUACGAAACUAGCGAAGUUUGUGUAUUGUUCAGACCAGGUUUUGUUCCGAUAGACGCUCCUUCGGAUGCUACCAUCAGAUCUCCAGUUUAGAAGGACAUCUAAGAAAGAAAGCGAACCAGCCGAUUCCAUCUCCAACGUGAAUUUGAUCGACGGAUGUGCCUGAUUUGCAGCAUUUAGGAGGGCGGCGACGUCGGUUUCUGUGGUUGCAAUCGCAACGUAGCGACCAUAAUGUUUAAGCUUUUUUAUCUGAUCGCUUAGUAGAAAUCUCUCCAGGUUGCCCAUGAAGACGUCGGCUAAGAGACGUCCAAGGGGCGAGCCCAUGGCAACGCCGUCUAUUGGUCUAUAGAGUUGGUUGUCAAAAAGGAACCGCACAUUUAAUGUGCAUCUUAAUAAUAGUUCCUUGAGUGUUUUCGUCCGUAUUCCAAUUUCUUGAUGAUUGGCAGAUAGAAAAUCACAGAUGUCAUCAACUGUCUCGGUGACCGGGACGUUUGUAAAGAGUGAUGCGACGUCUAGUGAGAACAUCAUCAUGCCGAUAAGGUAGAGGUCUUUAAUGUCGUCAAUGAAUUGAAAGGUAUCUCGAUAGCUGCGUGAUGUCAGGUGGUUGUAUGGGCUUAAAUUUCUCUGCUAACCACUUAGCUAUUGCAUGAUACGGAGAGUUCCGCAUAUCUUACAUCGGACGAACCGGUGGGCCUUCCUUAUGGAUCGUAGGUAAACCAUAUAAUCGAGGAAUAUGUGUGCCGACUGGCCGGAGGUGUUCAAAUCAUGGUCACUUAUGUGAACUUCUGUGUGGAGCCUUCUUAAACAGUCAGUCAAUUUCGCCUCUGCGUCAUCCCUGCAAUCUCUUUCUUCAUCUGCCUUUCUGAAUUUCUUCUGGUCAGAUAGUAUGGACUGUAUCUUCGCUACGUAGUCCGAUCUGUCCAUUAUGACGACGCCUGUUCCUUUGUCAGGUCUAGGCUAACAAGAUCUCUUUGUUCUCUUGAAGUCCUUUUAAUAUUUCCGCGUGUGCUUCUGUCAGCAAUCCUCGACUUUUUGGCCUUUUGUUUAGGUAUUGAUAGCUGCAAUUCACUAGUGUGGAUUUAAAGUGUUGGAUACCGUCUGUGGAAGCGGGCAAUAGAUCGAAGGUUUGAUUCCAGAGGUUCUCGAACUGAGUUUCCAAUUCAAACUGAUUUGCUUUUCGACGAGGUAUGCAAGGCUGAAUGAGAUCAUAAUUCAAGACAAUAGAUGUUUUGGCGAGCAUUUUACGUUGUGUACAGUUACAAGAGUCAAACCGCUCUUCAUUGACCGGCGAAUAUGAAAAUCACUAGGCUUUAGCAUGUGUCAUAAUGUAUUCUCAUAAUUACUCGAAGUCAAUCGAAAAGCGUUUUGCCGUUUAUUCUUUCCAACAUUUAUGUAGAAAAAUCCAAACAAAAAUAAAACCCAUUCCUGUUUUUUCGCACAGUGAAAAUUACAUGCAAAUAUAAUUUUCUAGCAUUACUGUGGGGUAACGUGCUUUAGGGAGAUGUGUUUGACGUCCUUAGAGAUUUCAAAAAAGUGCGGAGAAGGGUAAAAAUAGGAAAACAAACAUCCAGAAAUAUUUCAGAGAGCUAAUUUUGCAGAAAUAGGAUUUCCACCCUCCUUUUACACUAUUUGUUUUCAUCUUAAUUCUAUGAUCGGCAGGAAUAUAAGGGAGAUCACCACUGUAAUUUAACAUUUGGAUAAACAAUUGACCGCGAUAGGAAUAAAUGUGAGGCGGAAACCCUUAACGGAAUAACAACACUAAUGUCCUUUAAUUCUCCUCACUGAUAGAGAGAUCGUGAUACAGACAGAAUGGCAUCACCGACAAAGACGAGGAAGACUGAAAUGGCCAUUUCUGGCUUAUUAACCGUCGUCAGCCAGUCAUACCCAACCCCGACGUGUGGGACACCCGAGGCUCGAGGCGCGGACUUCUACUAAACAGGUUGCGAGUUCGAGCCUCGGGUGUUCCACACUUCGGGGUUGGGUAUGACUGGCUGACGACGGCUAAUAAGCCAGAAAUGGCCAUUUUAGUCUCCCGUGUCUUUUUAGGUAAUGCCAUUCUGCCUAUAUCAUGCGCCGCUGUGCGGCUACUUCUUGGACUCGAGAGAGAGCCCUUAAGGAACAAUGGAACGAUUGAGUUCCGUAUGAAUGAUCGGUGAGCGCCCCCUACCAAAUUGUGAUACAGUCAUGACUAAUGGAUGAACUUGCAAAAGUCGCAAUUGCUAAUAUUCACACCUAUCUGCACUCCUGCAUUCAGGAACAACAAUGAGUAGCAGGGAAUCGACCUAGACGACCUGCGACAUUUGGGCAAAUACGAUUAAUUACCGGUCUGAAAGUGGCUGCACAAGGCGGGGCGUACAAUGAGUUAAGCUUUAUUAUACGUGCGGACUUAGAUAAACUCGUCAUCAAUCACUAAAUGUUGUUGACAUGGCCCCACAACGGGACAUGCGGGAAAUGCGCUGAGCCAACACGGGGGCCAGACAAGGACAUGACAUGCAUUAACCGAAGUUAUUAGUCUAGAGCUGAAUACUCUGGGCGGUUAUUUGCGACAAUCAGUCGCACAGUUGAACGAAUGACUGGCUGCCGCAAAUGCCUGAAUUCAAUCUCCGCCCGGUGCUAACUGUCCUGGGUAGUCAUCGAAAGAUAUACUAACCCGCAUAUUUGCUUGCCAUGGCUACACGUAGGGUGCAAAUGGAACUCAUGGGUCUGUAGCGAUGUUUAAAGUAGCCUCUGGGGCAGAAUUGAUUUGCGGUAUUACAUGGCAUAUGUUUUCGAAUACCUAUUAUGGUCACACAAUGAGCGCGGAAAGGAUGGCAUCCGACCAUAAAAAUGAUAGAUAACUGUUAGGGGAAAACUUGCCACAAGCUUAACACGCUCUGUUCUAUGAAAUUUCGCUGUUCCUCUCAAUCAAAUUGAGGGGCACCAUUAAGCAAAAUAACUCAUUUUCAACGGGUUGAAUUUUAUGCAAUGGAAAAUUUUACAGGAUCUCACGACCCUACUCCAGAGUCCGCCGUUAAGUAUGCUCUAACGAACAUAUUGCAGAGGAAAAGCUGCUGCCCCACUCAUUCAACAUUUUGGAUGAAAGGGUGCGAAGGCGCGAUAACUUGAUUUUUUUUCGGUAAGAACAAACAUCAGCGAUGUUACCGCGUCGGGGACUGUUUGCCUGUUGGUUAAAUAUGCCGCCAUUUUGGCUGCAAAAUAAGUUCCUGAGUAAAUCUGUAAGGUCCACAUAAAACGCUCAACGCUCAUGGACGUUUUCUUUUGUUGUGUCUGUCCAACGAAACGUUUAGCCAGUGGUUCUGGAGACGAUUAAAAGGAAAUAGAUGUGAUCAACGACGUCAGAUUAGGGAAGCCUAUAAUCCACACAGCUUUACAUAGCAAAACUGGUUUGCAUAAUGAACUUGCACUUAAAAUUAACUGACGUUAAUAAGUUGGCUUAAAGGGAUUUGUAUCCAAAUAGGCUGGCAUUGAAAUAACUAUACAUGAGUGUGCUUUUAAAGAACGCCUAUGGCUUAAGUUGAAAACCAAGCUUGCUAAUAUUUGGCUGGCUGUAGAUUAAAACAAAGCUACCUUCUGCUGGUGCUUCAACUUACUGUUAUCGGUAUUUCCUUCCGGGUCAACGUAAAAGCAAAUUCAUUAGAAAGAUGAAUAACGAUUUUUUAAAGACAAGGUUGAUUGUUCAGGAGUCAGUCAAGGCAUUGUUCGACCAAACAAAAGAUGCGACAUAAGACGUGCCGAUCUUCAGUGUUAACAUGAAUCGCCCAGGUCCAUGAAGACAGUGCUCAAGACUGAACUAAUUCAACCCAUUCUGAGUCAGGAAAUUUAAUCCAAAAACGUUUUCGGUCCGCACGAAGCUGUCGCCAUAACAGAGUUUGUUUUACCAUUCCAACAACUCUGCUCUGACAAACUUGGCUUUACGCGCGGAUGAGCAGGUGAACUAUGUAAAAAACAGUCCGUGCUUCGUGUUACGUCCGUGCGCGUAUUUCUAAAGCCAAAAUUCAAAACUCUACUACGCUGACUGCGUCACUUCCACGUUUGUUCUUUUCCUCUGUUAUACUGGUUUCUUGCAAAGUUUAUUUUUUGCACAAACGUCCGUGUUUUUACAUCUCUGCUGGUAGUAUGUAUGCAAAUGUCACAGUUUUAACACGGAAGCAAUCUUAGAUUUAUUUUUUCCCGAUAUUUUACAAAGAAAUUGUAUGAUAUUAUUCUUAGUCCUGUUCUAGUGUAAAUCGGGUGAUUAUGUAAGAUAAAAGCAACUUUUAUGUUAACAGAUAUUUAUGUAGGCAUUUUUGCAGUUAUUGGAAAUUCUCAAUUUAUUUAUCGGGCCUAGUAUUUAUAUUUCAAAUUAAUGACUUUUCCGAACCCACUGAUGAAGAAGUUCAAUUCUGUAUAGUUGUCUAAGUUCUAGGUGAAAUCCAGGACUUGUAUGUCCGAAAUUGGCUGAUAUAUAGCUCACAAAGCGUGCGUGCAUUGCAAUCACAUACAUAUUACCCAUCAAAAACCAAUGACGUUUUGGUCUUUCACUUCUGGAUUUGCGUUUCAACGAUAUGUCCUACAAAUUCAACAUUAAUAUGAAGAAUGUGUAGGCACUCGAUUGCCUAGAAAUAGAUUUACUUGAUCAUUUAGCCCCCAUACAUUUGGUUAACUACAUCAGCAGAUGGAACGCAUACAAUUAACGCAUAUUAAUUUACAUGCAGGUAGCUUUUAAGUUAUCAAUAGCAAAAAGCCACAUGGCUCAAACUUCGUUUCUGUUUGGUAUUUGUUUGUUUUUUUUCCGCAUUUUCUACGGGUUUAUUUUUGGCCGCUUUAAAAAUUACAGAGAAUGUUCACAGUGACGCAAGCCUAAAUAAAGCAUACAGGUCACUUGUCUAUUGGUAUUCUUACCAGUGAAUAUUCCUGAAACGCUAACCAUACAAUCUAAAAAUUACGAAAGCACUCUUUGUUUAUCAGUCGAUAAUGUCAAAACCGAACCCCACAGUUUAGGAAAAAAUGGCAAGUUUCAGGAAGCAGUUGAAAAUAAGAAGAUUAAAUAGUUGGAACAAAAUAACGGUCAUGCAAUUAGGGUAACAUUUGAACUUUGUAUAACAAGGUUCGCGCGGCUGUCGCUUUUCACUAGAAUUUCGGUCUUGUCGAUAUUGAUGGUAGUCCAUGACUUAAGAGUUCACGUUAUUUCCUCCGCUGGUGCGUGCUUGGCCUUCAAUCUCCUUAAAAAUAUCCCAGUUCCUCCGAUGUAUUUGUUUUGACCGCAGCUGUCUCAGGUCCAGGAAAGUACUGUGCACAUUCUCCGACCUCCCAGUUCGUAUUCGGAUAUCGUUAUUUGCUGUCUGACGGUUGUCUCCUGUUUGUAUAUGUAACCUCCGUUUGGAGCGGUAUGAGUAAAUGGCUGACAGCGUUUGGGACGAUAUGCCAUACAGCAACAGUCGGGAAAGUUUUGACUGGCAUUUUGUGUUCCUAAUCUGGUCCCUGUAUGCGAUGGCUAUCGCAGCUACGGAAACAGCUACCCGUCUGAAGUACCUAUCUAUGCUUUUUGGAAGUUAGUUACGGAUAGGUAUCGCAGCAUUCAUCAGUACUGGUAAUAUAACAGGAACAUCGAGAGAAUUGAUACUUACAGUCUCGCAGUCAUCGCAUCAAGUUUGACCAUAAUAUAAGAACGCAAAACAUGCCUAUUUGCAAAGGUAUGCAGUCGGCAUAAUGUUAUCUCUGAUGACAGGUCCCCGACAUGUAGGGUGCCUAAUGAUAAUGUGCGCAAGUGCUGUGAACGUUUGAUUGAUCCAUGCAUGGCCUUCAAAGGAACCUGUGUCUUAACGUUUUGUACUUAACACAAAGAGAUUGAUGUUUAAAUUCCUCCAACACAAAUAUAUAUUUUUGUCAUGAAGAGGCUACUCGUUUUUUUUUCGUUGUGCACAAACGUCGACGACAGAAAAACUGCGUAUACUGGAUUAUGUAAAAGGGCAUGCGGACAGUUCAAAGAGUAAUGUUAAUUGAAAUAAUUUUGUAAACACUGUCAUCUUGCCUUUUAAUGCAUAAUUUAAAGCGACCGUAACUUCUAAAUUGCAUAAAAGAGAAUGUUUUAAAUGUCAGCAGCAGCAGCAGUAGAUGAAGAAAUCACUAAAAUGGAUUUGGUGCUGACCGAAGACGCCUAAUGAUUUCAAAGUAAAAAUAACCAAUAUUGUUGCCUCUCGAAAAUGCUGGUUGAGGUUAAAACGCUGUUUAUUUUGCAAGCACACAUUCUCUGAGAACGCAUACGUUUAUAGGAAGAGCGUUUUUCGUAGAAUUUUGAUAAAUAUACUUAUUUAUAUUGACCCAACUGUGGAAAACUCGGCGCCUCGGUGGGAUUCGAACCCACGCAGUAAGGGGAAGGCUUUAGCGCAGCCAACGCUCUAACCACCUGAGCUACCAGGCCCCGCCGGACGACGCGAGUUUAAUCACAUUUGGGUCAAGUUACCCGCCCAACCUACUGCAACGUCUGGAAUCCACCAAAUCUGAUACAGUGAGUUGACUGCCCAAGCAGGAUUUCCUAAGUAAUUCACCUAGAAUCCACCAGAUGACUACCAGGCUUACGUAAUUCAUAGAUGUUUUGGCAGAUUUUGAAUAAUUCAUAUUGACCCAACUGUGAAAAACUCGGCGCCUCGGUGGGAUUCGAACCCAGGCAUUAAGGGGAAGGCUUUAGCGCAGCCAACGCUCUAACCACCUGAGCUACCAGGCCCCGCCGGACGACGCGAGUUUAAUCACGUUUGGGUCAAGUUACCCGCCCAACCUACUGCAACGUCUGGAAUCCACCAAAUCUGAUACAGUGAGUUGACUGCCCAAGCAGGAUUUCCGAGGCGCCGAGUUUUUCACAGUUGGGUCAAUAUGAAUUAUUCAAAAUCUGCCAAAACUUCAAUGAAAUAUACUUAUAUUAAUCGAUUCGACUUUUGGGUUAUGCUCAAUAACUGGACAACAUUAACAUGUCAGUUAUAAACCUUACAAUUUCGGCUUUGAGAUAUCGAAACUUCGACUUCUGUGAAGAUAAGGCGUUAUGUUUUGAUAGCUACGAGUGAAUCAAAUACCUCCAUACGAGACUGGUAAAAUGUUUUUAUUAUGCCAAAGUGUACAUACUUGCUGUAUUUGCAGCUGCGUUUCGGUCAGCGCUAUAAAAUGCUCCAUAACAGGCAUCGGAAGGUACCUCGCUAAAGCUAUUAUCUACGCCAUAUUUCUUUCAGGUACGGCGACAUUGUACCAACGACGCCAAUAGGCAAGAUAUUUGGAGGAAUUUGCUCACUUUCCGGUGUACUGGUUAUAGCCCUUCCUGUUCCCGUUAUCGUUUCAAAUUUCGCGCGCAUUUAUCAACAGAGUCAAAAGGCCGAUAAACAUCACGCUCAACAGGUAUGGAAGUUCACUCAUUUGUCAUCGCGUUAAAGGCCAUAAGAUUUUUAUUGCCAACAUUUGGACAAUAAAGUAAAACGUUAUUCCAACAGCGGUAAAUUAAGUAAUUUGAAUCGCCAACGUUACAAAAACUGUGCAAAUGUGAGUCCCGUCGGGAGAAAAUUGUUUCUCGUCAUCACACAACAUAGCAUUGCUAAGAUGUUCGAUGUACACAAUCGAGAACGUUGUGGCAACCAGUUGCCUAAAAACCAACAAAUAUAUGUAGGAAAAUCAGGCCAAGUUAGUCAUGCACUGAAUUGAAGACUUCUAGAAAUUGCUUCGUUAAUUCAAGUAAGCACGUCCAUAAAAUAUAAUAUUAUUAAGACUUGUAAAAAUCGUUACUUUUUCCUAAAAGCUAGAAUGCUAAAUGAAAAAUGGUCCUUUCAUGUGUAAACUAUUGGACAGAGGCCAAAAAUCAGUCAACAAUUGCACCAACGUAAGCUGUAUAUUAAGUGCAAUAUCAAUAGUACAGUAGUUUACUUCCUACGUCAAUCCAGUUUGGCUUUUCAGUAAUGGUACGUUUUUUAGGGGGUGAAAACAAAUUCAUUAAAUCACCAGGAGAAAAGAGGGCAGUCAGCUAUAUACAUAUGUUGAUUUGGAUACUAUAAAAAGACAUAAAGGCUAAUAAGGCAGUCCUCAUUUUCUCUCGUCUAAAACUGACAGCUCAUGGUUUAUCUCAUCUGGCUGAUCAAAUUGCGCAUCCAGCGUGGCUGAAAGCCCAUAAAUAAACAGGCCUGUUAGAUGAAUACUUAGCACUAAUAUAUCAUAAAUUAAGUUUGUUUGUCUUUAAUUAGCUCUGGAUUCUGGUCGUUCGCACUUAUUCCAGAAUUGUAUUAACUGUAAUAAGAUACGCCGAUUUUGGAUACUUAACUUCAAAUUAUUUUUUCGGAGCAUUUUCCGGAUGUUUACAAAUAUUUAUAUAAUGAGCUCUUGCUAUGUUUGGCUUUGAAAAAUUAUUGCUUGUUCCACUUGUGUCGCCUUUGUAUUGAAACCAAUAUUCUAAGGAGUACAUUGCUAAACAUACUGAGAAAGAAAACCAGACAUAAAUAAAAAACGUCAAAAUAAUUUUAUAUGGAUUUUGCGGAAGUUACUUGGACUGCAAACUUAUCAUUGGAAACUAUAUGAAAUGCAUAGGAUUCAUAACGGUCCAUUCUGCACUGUGUGUUUUUUAAAACUGCUGAAGGAAUUCCUCGGAUAAUAUACAAAUAAAUUUUCCAUAAGUUUGCUGAAAUAAGAGGGUAAGCAUUUUCUGAAAGUGUUUGUAUUUAACCGGGAGCUUUUUGAACUUUUGCAGCUCUCGAAAGCUGCCAGACUUAAAGUCUGUGAAUCUGAAAGGUAUGCUUCAUUUCUGGAGGAGAAGAGACAAGCCGCCACGGAACUCAAAGCCCUUCUCAAUGGGUGCAAUGUCCGCGCUGAUGACGAUUCGGCUAACAGAUCAGAGGAAACUGACUUGUCAGAAGGCAAAAUCGACUCUGAGCGCCGUGCCUCUAUCGGUGCAGCCCGAAUGCAACACUAUCAUAUCCUUCUGUGUCUGGAGAGCCUUACGGUAGGCGCUUAUUGAUUUAAUUUAAAUCAUGUCGAACGCAAGAGCUACCGUAAAUGAAAAUGUUUGUGCUUAUUUUUACAUGAUAGUUACGGCCAAAUACAUUAUUGUGGGAUUAACCCGUAAAAUAUACUAAAGGCCUUUAUUUGUCAGUUAUAGUUCCAUAGUACUGAAAUGGAAGAAGAUCAGAUUUUGUGUCAAGAGCCGUUGAAAGUGUCACGCUUGAGCGGCGUCCAGAUUUUGUCUGUAGGUUUUAUUAGGAAAACUGUCAACACAUAAUAUAACCGUUCUCUCUUAAGUGGCAAAUGUUCCUUAAAUAUUUUUCCCACAUUCGUCUCAUCAUUACAGGGAACUUUACUAAAAUAUUCAGACAUGUCUCAUUAUCAAGGCACCGACGUGUGCCAUUAAAUCCAAAUUUGUCUUUUUCAGCAUUGGAUCAGGAGAUUAUACGGGGUUUUCUUAUAUUUUUAUGCUCUUUGUCAGAAUAGUAACGCAAUUAUGGUUUUUGAGAUAGAAAAAGCAAUGGUGCGAGUGGUUUUUGUAACUGCAAUAUGUAUAUUGCACAUGACUUUAUAUAUUUACCAAAAUUGCAACUCGUGAAAUAAUUACUGGUAAAUGUCUCAAAUUUCAAGCCUUUAUUUCAGGUUUAGUAUGUCCCAAAUAUGCGUUCAUAUUUAACAGACUGAUUCCUUUGGUUUGGGGAACAGUGCAAAGGGAACCUAAUCUAAUGUCAAUUCCCAAUUCGCCGACAAAUGAUUGAAGAUAAUUUCAACCACCUGUUCAAAUAAAUUUGCAUCAUGAAAACCUUUAAGAGUCUCAUAUAAUCUUUUUCAUAUUCUUUCGGAGUGCCAAUUAGGAUUUCGAAAUAUUAACUAAAAAGCACAUCUGCUGUGCCACUGACUCACAAAACUUACACGAAUUGACCUUGGCGAGCGAAUCCCACUCUGGGUUUUCAAGCAGCAAGAGGAGGGCAAUUCAUGCAUGAUGAACAUGAGACAUUUUAAACUAAUAACAACUGCAAGAGUGUCCUUAAAAGUAUAAUUAUCUGCAUAACUCAGAUAUUAAUUUCUCGACAACAUGGAAAAGGAUUGAUUCGCAUUUUAAUGAACGUCAGUAUUUCUAGUCGAAAUAAUCAACUACUACUUGUCAGAUUGUGUAAUUUUGCACAUACUAACGGCAUGAUGCAGAUUCAAAUCACUUACUAAUUCGAUUUGGGUUUAGCAUGUGUUCGGUCGACGACGGCUUAUAGGUCAAGCUGGUCCCUCACUCAGUAUCAUCAAGUUGGUAUCUUUAGGUUGUCAAAUAUCUCUGUGAUUGUGAAUGAACAACAGUCAACUCUUCGUCGGCUAGUAUGGAAGCAAACGUUCCGAUUUCAUGUCCUAUCGCUGGCUGCGCGAAACAAAGUGACUUUUCAUCCUAUAUUCUACAUAUCCUUUGCUAGAGUGCUAUUUCAAAUUUUAUCUAUACAAAGUUUUUACCAAGAAAUAAUGAAAAAGAAUAUUUCCCGUUCUCGGGUGAAAUCAUCAAUGUUUUAUUGCGUUUCUAAGCAUUUAUAGUCAAGAGACACUGAGGGAUAUGUUGAAAAACAUAUUUUUCUAGGAUAUAAUACAUUUUAAAAAUAACCUGGUUUGUACAUACUUUAGCAUCAAAUUGAUUAAGGGAGUAUUUUACCUUAUUUUAGGGGCACAAACCGGCUGAGGGCCUAAUCGGUAAGAGGAUUUUCUCAUUGAAAUCUUCUUGAAAUAUCGCCUAUUUUUGACUACCGUUUUGUUUAGGCCUUCCGUUGCGUGUCUCAUUAAAAUGCCUCUUUAAAAUCUAACCAGGCUUUAGAUAAUAAAGUCCGCAGAAAAAAGUAUAAUUGUCAAAACCUAAAGUUUGUAUGAAGUGGAUGUAAAGCUGGAAUAUCUAAAAAUAUUGUGUGAACAUUCACGUCCUGGCAUGCAAUAAACCCAAAUUGUACGCACAUUUGAAAACUCAUUUUAAAAUGUUUCCCUUAACCUUCUGACUCAUCAUCGUUAAAUGUUUUUAACAAUAUAGACCUCUCAGUAUCUUGGCGAUUUUAAGAUUCACUGUUAAAUCGACAGUACAAAGCGAGCUGCAUAAACCUAAAGUACCCUGAGAUAACUAGGAAAACAAGAUUCAUGUGCUUUUUGUGGAUCAAAAAUUUUAUUUAUUUUUUCCUACUGAAUACACUUGUACAAACAUUUGGCAACAUUUCUUUUUAUUUUAUCUUAAGUCUAUGUUUCCUUCUAUGGCUACUAUACAGUAGCUGCAAAAUAUGAACUACCCAAAACGGUUUUAUGACGUACCUAAUGGACACACCAUAGCGCGACUUAGUUCGGGUUUAAAGUCGACUGGAGAUUUGAUUCUUAUUGGCGGGGAUUAAAAGUAAAAUCCGCGCUUUUUGGCUAAAUUUAAAAAAAUCGCACGUAUUCCAAAUAAAAAAUGAAGAAAAUGAAUGGGGACUUCCAAUACUAUCCACAGCGACAUGUGCUGCGCUUCCGAUAAGUACCUCAUGCUGCCUUUAUUGUCCUCUUUCAACUAAUACUGACGAUGAUUUACAUUGCAUCACCAGCAUAAAAUUUUUGAGUAAUCUUGCUACCUUAAUUGUUCAAGUUCACAAGAUUAACGAAUACUUACAUUUUUCCUUGCACCGUCCGUUAAAUCCGGACUCCACAAGUGGGUAUUCAAGGGCUAUUGAUAAAAAUGUUUCUACUAGGACAAACGUCGCCGCACUUAGUUAAUGCUAAAUUUGCGAACGCAGAAGAGUGUAAUUUGCUCUGUUCAAAUCAUCACUCAAUCCCAUUACUUUAAAUAUUUAUUCAUAUUGCCCUUGCAUACUUGCAAUGCACUGGCUGCAUUAAAUAUUUCCACCCUUCUAGAUGAACUGGAGAGCCCCCAAAGCUCAAAAAACCGACUACCCAAGUGGGGUGGUCAACGACUGACCAAAGCUGAUGUCCAAAGGCCCGCAAGAUGCGGUCACUCUACAAGAACUGUUUAG